GCGCUUCUCUGACCAACUGUUGCGGACGAGAUCAUCGGCGUCGACGACAGCUUGAUUCCGGGAUAGAACUAGUCAGCUCACAAACCCUGCAUGCGUUGGGUAUAUAAGGGACAAGGGAUGACAGUACCACUCCGAGUAGUAGGGAAGGCUGUGGCUGCGCCCAGAGCGAGCAUAAGGAGGGAUAUGUAUGUGGUGGUUCGCAUUGUUUCUUUGCUGUGGCUUGGUCUCGUGUCUGUUGGUUUAAUUGGGAUAGGGACCUGCUGCGUGCUUUUGCUGAGGACCUGGAGUUAUAUAUGCUCUACGGUGAGAAGAAUGGAUGCACAAGCUCAAUUCAUGAGGGUACCACAGCGAGAAGCAGAACAAUCCAUUCGGAUGGUAGAUUGCAGAUCGAGUGCUGUUCUGGUGUAUUGCGGUUAAGACUCAUUGGCUACGGCCAAUCCGUCGAGUGCGUAUACGCAAUUCCUCGUUCUCGGUGAGCAUUUUCAUGCAUACAGACCUAUAUGGAAUAAUGUGAAUACGAGUCUCUGGGUGUCGAGCACCAUUCUGCAAUAUUACAGCAUCAACUUAUG
Molecule: messenger RNA, 569 nt
Organism: Aspergillus pseudonomiae
Lineage: Eukaryota; Fungi; Ascomycota; Eurotiomycetes; Eurotiales; Aspergillaceae
Exons: 1
Coding region: 91-417 (108 amino acids)
Source: RefSeq, a predicted model, not a curated record